Messenger RNA from Exophiala mesophila, 633 nucleotides. RefSeq lists its product as uncharacterized. Gene Ontology annotation, biological process: mRNA processing. Gene Ontology annotation, cellular component: catalytic step 2 spliceosome; Prp19 complex; precatalytic spliceosome. The record is from RefSeq and is a predicted model, not a curated record. The transcript has 2 exons. Lineage: Eukaryota; Fungi; Ascomycota; Eurotiomycetes; Chaetothyriales; Herpotrichiellaceae. Bases 1 to 633 code for a protein of 210 amino acids.
AUGCCUCUGAUUCUAGAGUCUCAGGGCUCUCUGCCAUACAUUGACGGCGACCUCUCUCCCCAUGAACGCUCUACCGCCCUGAAUCUCAUCAACAGAGAAUUACCCGAUGACCAUCUCUCCAAAGCCCACCCCUCGCUCGCACCCCUCCCCGAAGUCCAAUUCUCCGAGGCGUUCUCCACCGAGAUAGAAAGGGCAGGUGCGAAACAACCGAUGCAAGGCGGUAUUGAUGUUUCUCGCUACGAAGCACAAGAAGACCCCGCAGCUGAUACCGAUGAGGAUGCAUGGCGCCAACAUCUGCGGAGUGCAUACAUCUCCAGCAUGUACCUUUUAGGCAGACAGGCCAACCUGGACCUCUUAGACGAGUACGGUAAAAAUGCCUGGCUUGUUUCAAACUCUCAGAUGGAAUACAUCCUACAGGAUCUAGAGCAAGAACUGGAUCGCGUCAAGAACGAGGUUGUGACGGUGAACAAGGCUCGAAAGCAGGCCCAGGAGCAGUCUAGGGGUGAGCUUCUGGCCCUUGAGGAGACUUGGAAAAGUGGGAUUGGCAAGAUCCUCGAAAUUCAGGUUGCUACGGAUAACCUGCGGCAGUUGAUUUUGGAAAGCCGACGCAACCUGGGCCAGGCACCUCGCUGA